GUUGGAUGACUGGGUCACAACGUCUCCAGACCUAUAGCUCUCGUAGGCUGCUCCUCGUCCAGCAGUGAGUAUCCAUCCACCAAGAUGAAGGUGGCGCCAGGGCCGUGUGUGAGGACGACGGGUGAGUGGAGGCAGUGUGAUGCUUUGGGCCGCCAGAACCGAGCCUAAAGCCCAAAGCCUCGACAUUGCACUGAACUAGCCUCUUGUGACGUGCAGUCUAUGCGAUUAGCUGCUACCUCUGAGCUACUUGUUGUUAUAACACUAGAAUCUUCAUGUUUAGCUCGUUGUCGCUCAGGUUUAAUAGACCCGCACCUUCAACUUAUUUAUACAAACACCAUCAGCAUUAUCAGUACGAAUAACACUGCAAACUGUUGUUUGCCGGCGUCCUGAUGCAACCACACGCUGUCGCUACUAGGAAGUGACGUCACGGCGCUCGUCAGAUAGUGUUGAUGUUUUGGGGACUGGUCGCAGGAGAACGGGAAGAGGGAGCCGCGUUUUGUUUUUGUUCGACCAAGCUGUCGAAAACGAGCAGAACCAUCGCUUCUCUUGCCACUUUCGCUUGGAUUAGAGCCUUAGCUCGGCGACUGAAGACAAACGGCCGGGCCGCAGGCCGAACACAGCCGCACAUUCGAUCCAGAACGGGAGGACUCGUCGCCCUCUGACCCCCUCCCUGCCUCCCGCACACACUCUCCACCAUGACGAUUCUCCCGAAGAAGAAGACCAGCUCCGGGGUCGGCGUCUCGGACCACGCCGAUGACAGUGAUCGUCGAAGCGGCUCCGACCCGCACCAGCACCCGCACGCCGGACGGACCGGAGCCCGGCCGAGAGCUUCGCCUCCGUCGUGGUCCUACCAGCCCGCACCGCCGUCCGCUAGAGACGACAGGCGCAGCAUCGAGGCGAGCUCCCGGCCGCAGCAGGCCUCUCCGCCCCCCGUGGGCUCUGUGUCGCCGGCAGGCACGGGCGACGGUCGGGACAGCAGCAGCGGGAUUGUGGCCGGGUCCCGCGGGGACCUUGGCGUUCCGGCCGGUGUCGUCGGAUGCGGUGGAGGCAUCGGUAGCUGCUGCUCCGGGCCCGGCCUGAGCAAGCGGCGGCGGCAGGCUGGCACCUGCUCCGGCGGGGUGGUGGCGGCUCUGGCCGGCGGAGGCCAGCCCGGCGUGACCGGACCGGGAGGAGUGGGCUCCAGCCAGGAAACGGAGGAAGGAGCCGGAAACAACAGCGAGGACGAGUACGAGAACGCCGCCCGGCUGCAGUCCAUGGACCCGGCCACCGUGGAGCAGCAGGAGCACUGGUUUGAAAAAGCUUUGAGGGAGAAGAAAGGCUUUGUCAUCAAGAAGAUGAAGGAGGACGGAGCGUGUUUGUUCAGAGCUGUGGCCGAUCAAGUCUACGGGGAUCAGGACAUGCAUGAAGUGGUCAGGAAACACUGCAUGGACUACCUGAUGAAGAAUGCAGACUAUUUCUCCAACUAUGUAACAGAGGACUUCACCACAUACAUCAAUAGGAAGAGGAAAAACAAUUGCCAUGGCAACCACAUCGAGAUGCAGGCAAUGGCCGAGAUGUACAACAGGCCGGUGGAGGUGUACCAAUACAGCACAGAACCAAUCAACACGUUCCAUGGCAUCCACCAGAACAACGACGAGCCAAUCAGAGUGAGCUACCAUCGCAACAUCCACUACAACUCUGUGGUGAACCCCAACAAGGCCACGAUCGGAGUGGGGCUGGGUCUGCCCGCCUUCAAACCAGGGUAUGCAGAGCAGUCUCUGAUGAAGUCGGCCAUCAAGACAUCGGAAGAGUCCUGGAUUGAACAGCAAAUGUUGGAGGACAAGAAGAGGGCGACAGAUUGGGAGGCCACCAAUGAAGCCAUUGAGGAGCAAGUGGCCCGGGAGUCCUACCUGCAGUGGCUGCAGGACCAGGAGAAACAGGCCAGACAGCCGCGUAAGGCCAGCGCCACCUGCAGCUCGGCGACUGCAGCAGCUUCCAGCGGACUGGAUGACUGGAGUGCCCGGUCGCCAAGGCAACGGGACUCUGACGCCUCCCACUCUGAACUCACAACUGCCCCCACAGGCAACAACAAGCCCCCUUCCCCUGCAGGGGCGGCUCUCAUCCUAAGCAAACCCCCCUCGCCCUGCGCGCCAGGUCCUAGUAACCAGAGUCGUCACCAUUUGGAGUACAGAGCCAUCAUGCAGGAGAUGUCACCCACAGCGUUCGGUGCUUGUCUCUGCAGCUAUCACUCUGUUGUUUACUGUCAAACCUCAGCCUGAGUCAACAGGAAGCAGCAGCGCGGGCGUGGUUUGUAAGGUUAACUGAGGUGUCGCACUGAGGAGCCCUGGACCAGCUCUUUUCAAUGACACGUGCACACAGUGCUGUUAGCAGAACCGAGCUGAACGCUGUCUGUGCAGGUGGUUGCUGUUCUUGUUUUUUUAUGUGUGGCUGUUGGUCACUAAGUCAGAUCUGCAAAACCAAUGAUGCGUGAUCAGUUAAAUGUUUGUGUACAGUGCAGCAUAUGUUCACAACAAAGUGGAUGCUGUUUUCAUAGAUUAGUGAAUGCAGCCCUACAUCAGCGGUGUCUGAGCCUGUGCUGUGUUGCAGGUCUGACUGACUGGGAGGACGAUGAGAUCCUGGCCUCAGUGCUGGCCGUCUCUCAGCAGGAGUAUCUGGACAGCAUGAAACACCAGAGUGCCGCCAUGCAUCGAGAGAGAGAGCCGUCGCCAGACAGCAGCUGAUAAAACACAACGAUCACCUUUGACCCUCCCCUACAUCACCCUGACCCCACCUUCCUCUUCUUAACUCAGACUCCCAGAAGGAGAUGGACCAUCAAUAAAACAUCCAACCAAGAAAUGCACACUCUUUGUUUUUUUUUUUGUUUUUUUCCUUCUUUAACUCAUCCGAUAGAAUCCGUCGUCAACGCCCCUUCCGUCUGUUUCCUCCCUCACCCCACAACUUCUGGUUACUGUUUAGACGGAGCUUCAUCUUAAAGCUGAUUUGGGAUCAUUUAUAAGAUUUAAUUAACAUUUUGGGCAGCUCUCUACAGCAUCAUGAUUUUAGAAUUUGCCUUGUUUUGGUCACAGCAGUCGUCUGGCUGUGUGGCUGUCAGAGCCUUUGGUUUGAGGAACGCUAAUCAGAACUGAACAAAACAACCACUGCCUGUAAGACAACAUUUACUUUAGUUAGCGUGCUGCCACCUCAAGUCUUACUAUGCUUUGCAGCUAGCUAAUAUUGUGCUUUACAUAGGUUAGUGAUAUUCCUAGUUGGCUAACUCAGCCAUUUUGGAACAAGACUAACCAAGUUCUACACGUUUUACAAGCUAUAUUAGCACAUGUAACCUAUCUUACAGCACCCACAGCUAUAAUGCUAAUUACAUCAUUCCCAUUGAUACAGUAGGUUCCACUGGCAGCCAUUUGGGGGAUUUAUACCAAACUUUAGGUUUGAUGGCUUUUCACUUUGGUAACUUAUUGAAACCGAAAGACCAUCCGGCUGAGUGGAUGAGCUACCUCCACAUCUAAAACAUGGCUACAUAGGUGUGCUAGUGCAAAGAACCUGUUGACAGCUGCCGGGCCUUGGUAAGGUCUAAGUAGUCCUCACUUGACUGCCAGGAGUAGGAAUGAAAACCGUUUUAGUUCUGACAGCUAAACUCUACUCUUGAUAGCACUUUCCACUUGGACCAAACCACCUAAUCCUACAUUAUCUUUAGUAAUGUAAUGGCUCAUUUUUUACUUCCUUGAGUCAUUUCUACCAAUGCAAACAAUACACAAACUAAAAACUUCAGGUCUUGUACCUGGACACUGAAUUAGCAUAUGUAUCAGCUGGAAUGUAAAGCUUCAGACACGUGGCCAUAGCUUAGCUGAUGAUGGCAGGUUAGUUUUGCCCUGAUUCCUCUGAUUGCUUCCAUAGGCAGCCAUUUUGUUUUAGAAAUCCUAAUUAAGAAAAGACCAUCAGUGGCAUGUAGACUAUUAUAACAUAGCACGCAAUCACUCAAAGUCAACAUUUUGAAAGGCAGUUUGUCCAGUUCCAGGUUUUGUAAUGCUGCUAAUGAGCUACAUUACCUUUUAGCUUAGUUGCUAGAAACAUUUCUGUAGCCACUAUGUCAUCAUUUAACUAAAAUCUCCAGCAGUUGCAGCUCCUCCCUCUUUCUCCUGUUUGUCUUCCUUCCCACCGUCAUCAUUAUCAUCAUCGUUUGACUUAUUUAGCUGCAUGUUUAAUUGACCACAACCAAUAUCAUCAUAGAGAAAAUGUGACAACAAAAAAGGAAAGAAAAAUCGAAUUGUCAUACUUAUCCCCUUAAUAAUUGACUAUUAAUGUUGUUAUUAUUAAUGAUAUAAGUUUUGUUUUAUUUUAUUUUCUCGUUUGGGAUGAAAAUAAUUUUUUCUUGGAAUAAAAAGGAAGACUUUUCUCAA
Messenger RNA from Betta splendens (Siamese fighting fish), 4391 nucleotides. RefSeq names its product OTU deubiquitinase 5a (gene otud5a). Gene Ontology annotation, molecular function: K63-linked deubiquitinase activity; cysteine-type deubiquitinase activity. Bases 696 to 2258 code for a protein of 520 amino acids. Gene Ontology annotation, biological process: protein deubiquitination. The transcript has 9 exons. Lineage: Eukaryota; Metazoa; Chordata; Actinopteri; Anabantiformes; Osphronemidae. The record is from RefSeq and is a predicted model, not a curated record.